This is a messenger RNA of Vespa crabro (European hornet), 768 nucleotides long. RefSeq lists its product as uncharacterized. The transcript has 4 exons. The record is from RefSeq and is a predicted model, not a curated record. NCBI's taxonomy places the organism in Eukaryota, Metazoa, Arthropoda, Insecta, Hymenoptera, Vespidae. Bases 1 to 768 code for a protein of 255 amino acids.
AUGGGCUUUGUUUGGCAUAUACAAGGUAAAUCUGCAUCUGGCCUUUGUUGGAAAGAGUUGCUCAUCCAUGGUAAUAUAAGCUCCCGACAAUUUUACUAUAGUGUCAAACAACCUAAAAGUGCAACAACACAAAUCAAUCUCUUGGAAGAAAUAGCUAACAAAGCAGGUUUGAAAAUCUCCGUAGAAAAAACUAAAUUUAUUACAAAUAUCAAGAACGCUCAAAAAUUUUUAACUACAGAUAUUGGUCCAGUGGAAAAAGUAAAGAAAUUCAAAUACCUGGGAGAAAUAAGUCAAGAAAAUGGUUUAGAAAAAUCUGCAGUAGAAGAAAGAGUACGCAAGAUGGAAAGGGCGUAUAUAGUGAAACCGGAAUGCUUAUACGCGAGUGAAUGCUUGGUACUAAAUUAUAGAGUAGAUAAAUUAGAAGUACUAGAAAGGAGAAUCAUGAGGAAAAUUUUAGGUACAGUGAAAACAACAGAAGAAUGGAAAUUAAGAUCUAAUGAUGAAAUAUACAGGAACAUAGAAGGCAUAACAAAAACGAUAAGGAAAAGAAGACUGCAAUUUUUUGGUCAUAUUUAUAGAAUGGAUGAUUCCAGACUAACAAAAAGGAUACUCAUGUACCUUUGGGAGAAAAAGACAAUAGCUAGCUGGAUAAAAGGAAGAUUGAAGAAGAAACCUGGUGCGAAGUGGUCUGAGAACAGAAAGAUGAAGGAGGGAACGGAAGAGAAAACAGCUAAGUGUGAAGAAUUGAAAUUGGCACGUGAUCCCUAG